Messenger RNA from Pediculus humanus corporis (human body louse), 1890 nucleotides. RefSeq lists its product as uncharacterized. The coding region runs from base 1 to 1890 and encodes 629 amino acids. The transcript is spliced from 4 exons. The record is from RefSeq and is a predicted model, not a curated record. Gene Ontology annotation, cellular component: membrane. NCBI's taxonomy places the organism in Eukaryota, Metazoa, Arthropoda, Insecta, Psocodea, Pediculidae. Gene Ontology annotation, molecular function: potassium ion leak channel activity. Gene Ontology annotation, biological process: potassium ion transmembrane transport; stabilization of membrane potential.
AUGAUUGAAUUCGUUUGUUUAAAAAGAAAAUUGCUGUGUUGCUGUUACUGUUCGUCAUCUUCAUCGUCAUUUAUAACGAGCAUCGGUGUUUUCGUAUUAGUUUUAGCAUAUACGGUUUUAGGAGCGUUUAUAUUUAUGGCACUCGAGGGUGGAUUCGUUGGUAAAACACAAUUCGAUUUAAACACGGAUAAAUCCAUAAUAAAAACAACCGGAAGUGGUGGUGGUGGUGGGGCAGGAGGAAGUGGAUCCGAUCACACGAAUCCCGAUAAUAAAAAACAAAAAAUGAUAACAAACGACGAUAUCCGAUUGCAAACGGUUGAAAAAUUAUGGAGCAUAACGGAAGAUUUAAACAUAUUAUAUAAGGAAAAUUGGACUCGGUUGGCCACGCAGGAAGUUUUAAAGUUUCAAGAAAAUCUCGUGAAAACUUUUAAAAAUUACGGUGAUAAAAUUACCGUUAAAACAAACGACGUUUCCGGUGACGGUUCCGCCGUUUAUUACUCUCAUCAUCAACACAAUUGGAGUUUCGCUUCGAGUUUUCUUUAUUCUCUAACUCUUAUCACGACCAUAGGUUAUGGAAGCGUAGCACCGAGAACGCCUUGGGGAAAACUCACAACAAUAUUAUACGCGUUAAUUGGAAUUCCUCUCAUGCUUAUUUAUUUGUCGACGAUCGGAGAAAUCCUAUCACGAUAUUUCCGAACGUUAUACGCUAAAAUAUUUUGCGUCGGACUAAGGAAAAAAUCUAAAAAUUCAGAUAAUAAUAAAAAACAGAGCAAAAGUAAAAAGUGUAAUAGUAGUAGCGGAGGUGGUGGUAGUGGCGGUGGGGGUGGCGGUGGUAGCAGCAGCAAUAAUAAAACGGAAAGGACUUUUUUAAAUGCUGCGACUUACGGUCAUAUAAAACAUAAUAAUAUCCCUGAUGGUAAAAUCCCACUCACGACGGGGAGCACGGAUGACAUGAUGAAAGAUAUCAGAGCGACGGGGAUUUACGAUUCAGCGACGGAAGUGUGCACUUUGAAACACGUUUGCCCCCAUAACAUAAUAGUUAAAGUUCCCAUUUCGUUUUGUUUUAUUAUAAUAUUAUUAUAUAUAUGCGGGGGAGCUUAUCUUUUUCACACGAUUGAAAAUUGGACAUACCUUGAAAGUUCGUUUUUUUGUUUCGCCAGUUUGAGCACGAUCGGUUUCGGAGAUCUCAUGCCGGGUUUGAAUCACAACGUGAACCUUACAAAAAAGUCUUCCGUGAGCGGUGAAAUCAUUUCCGUGGCAAUAGCAAGCAGUUAUUUAUUAAUCGGCAUGGCGAUGAUAGCCAUGUGUUUUAAUUUAGUUCAAGAGCAAGCGGUCGUGACGUUGAAAAAAAUGACAAAAUUUUUCGGAGUCAUCAACGACGGAAUGGAGGAAAAAGACGAUUUAGAGGAAGAAAGUAAAAGGAAUCACGUGGGAUUUACGUCGGAGAAAAAAAAUAUCGUGCCCAUAUUGAAACAACCGAAUAAAAUAUUACAAACGCACACCUUACCCAGACGUAGCAGAGAUGAUGAUAAAGGAGGACACAUACGGGUGAACGAAUUUCAAAGAAGAUCCGCGACUCGAUGUUCCGGAAGUUCCCUCAUCAAAUCAUCGAGUAGUAACGAAGCCUUGGAAUAUUUUGUACCACGAAGCGUCAGCGAAUUCAAUUUGGCCGGCAUUGUCACGGACGUGGUUAUAAUUCCACCGCCGCCUCAAGCUGUUAUCAGACCCUCAUCGGCUGCCAGCAUUCUUAGACCGAAUAAUCAUCGUCUGGGAGACCAGAUGGUUAUAUCUAAUGAAAAAACAAAAGAAAAAAUGGUCACGUUUAAAGAUGAUGCCGUGGCUGUAAACAAUAGGAAAACAUUAACGACCGUCGAAGAUGUUUUCAUGUGA